Molecule: messenger RNA, 1513 nt
Organism: Hermetia illucens (black soldier fly)
Lineage: Eukaryota; Metazoa; Arthropoda; Insecta; Diptera; Stratiomyidae
Exons: 7
Coding region: 99-1424 (441 amino acids)
Source: RefSeq, a predicted model, not a curated record
GGUAUAUAUAACGAGGUAUAGUGAAGGUGCAAGGAGUUCUGCAGUCAUUCUAUCCAAAUUAGCCGGUGCAAGUGCAUAACGCUUCCGCUUGAGAAAAGAUGUGGAUUCCUUCGUUGUGUAUAGUAUUCGUGGCUUGUGUGCAUUCAAUUUCUUGCAAAUGUAUCUAUGAACACUAUAGUCUGGACUUUCCGCCCGUUUUUACCCAGAGAUUUGAGGAACAGGAUAUCAUUCUGAAGCCACUUAGUCAAAAGCUUUAUAUUUCUGAAGGAAAAUCCCUGAAAGCCUAUUGUGACAGUAACUUUAGUGUUCCUAUCUUCGACGAGUCCGAAUCGGAAGGUAUAGCAAGCGUAGAUAUAAAAUGUUCGAAAGGGGUCUUAUCUUAUGAAGAUGACGACGAAGACAAAUCGGUGAAAGUAGAAACCAGGGAAAAGUUAUCUUGCUAUGGUAGCCAACCAGAGCUAUAUGCAGGAUAUAGUUGCGGAGGAAGUGCGAAAUCGUUGUUAUAUGGGUUGACAGUGCAACGGAAACAAGUGGUUUUAUCGACAUUUUGCUAUAAUUUCAACACCAUGGACGUUAUGUACAUCAGCUAUACAAGCUCAGACAGUUCGGUACUCCAGGACACGAGAUCUCGCAAUGCAGAUUUAUCCCCCGAACGGAAAGUCGCCGUGAAUUUCAUCGAAUCAAAUGAAUUUAGAACUAAGGAACUCAAUUCGCACUUCCUGCUGAAAUUGGACUCUUUGGAAAAGCUUGAUUUAUUCCGAUUUGAUUAUUUGGUACCCAUAGAGCGUCUAACAAAAAGCUAUCCUUACCAAUUGGAUUUGCUCGAAGGACCUAACUCGAUCCCGUGGUGGAUCAAUUUAAAAGAAGGCAACUGGAAGCGAUUUGAAAAACUGCUGGCAAGCCAACUAAUCACGGGAGACUAUGAUGUUCACACAGGGAUCGCCUACAAUCACGAGAUACAAGAAGAAAUAAGGAGACGUGAAUAUCAACCUCCGAGAUCAACUUCUCCACCAGCAAAUCCUUAUUAUGAACCAAGAAAUGCCUCCAGACGAACCUAUGAGCAACCUUAUGUGUAUGAUAGGGAAAGGCAAACGUGGAUAAAAAUCCCAGCAAAACGUUCAAUUCCCAAUGAUAUUGCGUAUGGGGAUGACAUCAAGUACAUGUCUGGGUCAAUCGUGAAAACCAUUCCGCUGUUCGUAUGGACCUACGUAAAACCAAUGAGUGAUAGUGAAGGAGUGGUCAUCAUAGCAGUUAAUUCUCCUUUUAUUGAGGCUUCGGCGUACCAAAGAUUAGAAUUUUGCAAAGGACGAUUUCCUGAUUGGUUGCGAGAUCUAGAAGACAGUGCAAGGAUACCGUCUUUGGGAUAUAUGUUUGCUUGUUCGUCAGAGCAAGUUAGACCACUCAUUCGCGUUUUCCCCCAAUAAAAGUGUUCAUAAUGAUAUCAAUGUGUAAAAGCACAAUUUUCAAUGAAUUUGUUUGUCGUUUUGUGUAAAUAAAAAAUAAGAUCAAUUUA